ACAUCAAUGUAAAUGUUGUAUUCGUCCGCACAGCAGCAGUAGAAAAAUCUUUCAUUCGGCACACAUGGGCACAUGAAUGAACAUUGUGUUUGAAAAAUCUCCCCAUGUAUUCAGUGUAGAAAAAAAAAACGCAAAAAAAAGAACGAAACACAAGUAAGGCCAUUUAGUGUGAUUUUUCUCUCUCCAAUAUUCAAUUCAUGUGCACAUUCGUCAUUGCGUGAUUGCAAUUUUCGAUCGAUUUGGUUUUUGAUUAGUUUGCAAAUUCAUUGAGGAUACUAAUAUAUCCGUUUCAACGUUGUCGUGAAAUUUCUCUCUAUCUUGGUGGUGUGUGGAAUUUUUUUUUCUUUCGUUCUCGUUGUUCCUCUCCGUGUGGGGUUCGUGAACGACAAACAACGGUGUGACAAGGAUAGACGGAACUACAGGCGCGCGGUGUGAAACGAGAACGAAACGAUAACCGAAGAAAAAAAAAUCCGUCUCCAUUUCUCCUGUAUGUGUGUAUGGUAAGCCCCCAUCGACCAUAAGUUAUUCAAUUUCAAAGCAAGCAAAUUUGAUACAGAGAGUGCCAACAUUUACGCAUCUAUGACGAUGAGAAGCGUGUGAGUGUGAGUGAAUGUAGAAUGCAAGGAAAGUGAAGAAAGAAUUGUGCCACUGCCAUAUAGAAAAAUUCUAAUUGUUACGUACAUAUACACAUCACAUCAACCAUAUUGGAGUAGAGCGAGAGUGGUGGUGGAUCGCACAUUGGCGCACAAGUGAACUGACGAUAGAGAAAAAAAAAACCGCGGACAAAUCGAAAAAAAGAAAAAGAAGAAGACAGAGAGCUUAGCGUAAAUGAGACACAUUACAAUCGAAUAAAAGAAGAAACGAAUGUAAAGUAAUUCAUGAACAAGAAGAACGAAGACAUCAAACGAGCGCAAAACAGAGAUACCAAUACAACGGGGACGUGGAGUGUACAGAGAGUUCUUCGUAUUGAAAGAAUAACGUUAGUGUCUCAAAAGUCGUCAUAUUGAAUCGUGCGAUUCACGCACACAGUGAACUACAGAAAAGAGAAAGAAACACACGCACACAGAACAAGUCGAGAUUCGGAGUGCAUGUGAAUUCGGCUCCCCCCAUAUGUGUAUGUGUGUCUGUAUGUGUAUAUGGUGAACAGUGAGUGCUUUUUUUUGUCAGAGUAAAUUCUCAAUAAGUGUGUAAAAACGUCGUCACUAAAGGUGGACACGCAGUCAUAAACCAUAGUGCGAUAUCACCGUUUCGUCUAUUUUAUUUCAUUUUAUAUUUUAUACAUACAUCAAAAAGAAGAAGAUAAGAAGAAGAAGAAGAAAAAACGCGACACACAGCACUGACACAUUGUGGAACUGGCAACAGAUCGGAGGAAAAAAGAAGAAAAAAACGAGGCGAAAUACGGAUUUUUCCACCGUUCUUCAUUACUUUUUUUUGGCUCAUUUUUUUAUGCCGUUUUUACAUUUGAACGAUAAGUGAACGAGACGGAGCGCACUGAACUGUAGCCAAGCAGAGAACAGCGACUGAAAUAUUUCGUGUUGACAGAAGAAAGUUUGAGAAAGUGAUUGAAUUCGAAUCUAUCUCUGACAAGACAGACAGGAUUCACGUUGGCAAAAUCAGCACAAUAAAGUGUCCACAUUCAGAAAGAAGAAGGAAAAAGCAGGAAAUUUUCGUAUUCGUUUGUUAGUUUUUUUUUUUUGUGUGUGUGAGAAAUAAAAUCCGUAUAAACCGAAGUAACCACAGCAAAAAUGUCAGGCGAAGAAACAUCAGCUGAUAGAAAUGUUGAGAUCUGGAAAAUCAAAAAACUUAUCAAAAGUUUGGAGAUGGCUCGAGGAAAUGGCACCAGUAUGAUAUCGCUCAUCAUUCCACCGAAGGAUCAAAUUUCACGUGUUAGCAAAAUGUUGGCCGAUGAAUUUGGUACGGCGUCAAACAUUAAGUCACGUGUAAAUCGUCUAUCUGUGCUUGGUGCCAUAACAUCGGUACAACAUCGACUCAAACUAUACACCAAAGUGCCUCCGAAUGGUCUAGUUAUUUAUUGCGGGACAAUUGUAACCGAAGAAGGCAAAGAGAAGAAAGUCAACAUUGAUUUCGAACCAUUCAAACCAAUUAAUACCUCGUUAUAUCUAUGCGAUAAUAAAUUUCACACGGAAGCUCUCACCGCAUUGCUGGCCGACGACAAUAAAUUCGGUUUUAUUGUGAUGGAUGGUAAUGGUGCAUUGUUUGGUACAUUGCAAGGGAAUACACGUGAAGUGUUGCACAAAUUCACCGUUGAUUUGCCGAAAAAGCACGGCCGUGGUGGUCAGUCGGCGUUGCGUUUUGCACGUUUACGUAUGGAAAAGCGGCACAAUUACGUACGCAAAGUGGCUGAAGUGGCCACACAGCUGUUCAUCACAAAUGACAAACCCAACAUUGCUGGCCUCAUUUUGGCCGGUAGCGCCGAUUUCAAGACUGAACUCAGUCAAUCCGAUAUGUUUGAUCCUAGAUUGCAAUCGAAAAUUAUCAAAUUGGUCGACGUGUCGUACGGUGGUGAAAACGGUUUUAACCAGGCUAUCGAAUUAGCGGCUGAAUCGUUGCAAAAUGUCAAAUUCAUUCAGGAGAAGAAACUUAUCGGUCGUUACUUCGAUGAAAUUUCACAGGAUACUGGAAAAUACUGUUUCGGUGUUGAGGAUACGUUGCGAGCGCUGGAACUAGGCUCAGUGGAAACAUUGAUUUGCUGGGAGAAUUUAGACAUUCAACGUUACGUAUUGAAAAAUCACGCAAACUCAAUCACAACAACAGUCUUGCAUCUAACGCCCGAACAAGAGAAAGACAAAAGCCAUUUCACCGACAAAGAGAGUGGCGUCGAAAUGGAAUUAGUUGAAUCGCAACCGCUUUUGGAAUGGUUGGCCAACAAUUACAAAAGCUUUGGUGCUACCCUGGAAAUUAUCACCGACAAAUCACAAGAAGGCAGUCAGUUCGUGCGAGGAUUCGGUGGAAUCGGGGGUGUUUUACGCUAUAAGGUAGAUUUCCAAAGUAUGCAGCUGGAUGACAUCGACAAUGAGGACUUUGACCUGGACGAUUAUUAAGUUGUGCGUUAAACUAUUCAAACGAAAACGGCAACAAAACUAUCUGCUAAACCCAACACCAACAUCAACAACAACAACAAGAAUAUAAAAUAAUCAUUUAAAACAAAAAAGCAACCAACAUCUAUCGUUUUAAACGAAAUAAAAAGUCAUCAGGUUGAAAGGGGGGCGCACACACUUGUGUCGAUAAUUAGAAAAUUUAAAUAGCAAACAAACAAACAAAAAUCAAGCUUUUUGACAACAAAUCAAACAUAGGCCAUUUACAUCGAAAUGCGCGAUAUUUCGACAUUUUUAUGCGCGCACACACACAUACCCACACAAACGCGUAUUGACUUGUUCCUUCAGCUUUCAUCGUCAGCAGAGACUUCCAUCCAAAUCAUCUAAGUACACAAUGCCUUGGAUCGAUGAUAAAAGCGUGAAAUAAAAACAAAAACGAAUAAGAAUGAACAAUAUUUUCAAUAAAACUACAUCAAUCUAUUAUGCAAUGCUUUGGCGCAUCCGACACCAACUAAAAAAUACAUCAAAAUGAUGCGAAUCGGCCACUGUCGCCACCAACAUCAUUUCAACAGCAACAGCAGCAGCACUGUGACUUCAAUAACAACAACAACUACAAUAACACAAAAAAUAGUCGAAUCGAAAGAGUUUAAUAAACAUCCAUCGUCACAGAUAAA
Sitodiplosis mosellana (orange wheat blossom midge) is the source of this 3730-nucleotide messenger RNA. It is a transcript of the gene eRF1, whose product is annotated as eukaryotic peptide chain release factor subunit 1. Gene Ontology annotation, cellular component: cytosol; translation release factor complex. Gene Ontology annotation, biological process: cytoplasmic translational termination. Bases 1746 to 3062 code for a protein of 438 amino acids. The transcript has 7 exons. Gene Ontology annotation, molecular function: sequence-specific mRNA binding; translation release factor activity, codon specific. The record is from RefSeq and is a predicted model, not a curated record. Lineage: Eukaryota; Metazoa; Arthropoda; Insecta; Diptera; Cecidomyiidae.